UCCUCCUCUACUUCUGUCCAUCAUGGAUUCUCAGAAUUUGAAUACCAACUGAACAUGGCUCCAGUGUUUUGUUCGUAACAGGUUCACCAGGGUGAGAGAAAUUGUGAAGAACAUUGAAACCCUAGAAAGAGAUGGACAAAACUGUUGAAAAGGAGAAAUCAAGUAGAAAAAGCAGAGACGAAUGGGAGAGAGACAGAGAUAGGGAUAGAGAUUACAGCAAAGAUCAUCAAAGAGAAUCUGAUCGCCACCGAGAUCAUGAACGAGACCGAGGCCACAAGCAUCGUUCAAAAGAUGGACAUUUGAGAGAAUCUGAAGAAAGGCACCACAGUGAUAAAUACCGGGAAGAGAAACACUCUUUAAAGGACAACGACAGUGUCAAGGAUAAGAAUUCGGGUUCUCGGCACUCCAAAGAUGAUAGGCAUAAAGAUGGGAGAGAUGACAAUGUGGGCCUCAAGGAUAAAGUUUCAGGUGCUCGGCACACUAGGGAUGAUAGGCAUCGAUCAAGGGAUCACUCACAGGAUCAUGAAUCGAAGCGGGAGCGAUCACAUGAGCAGAGGGAUGGGAGAGAGGGCAGCAGAGAUAUAGUUUUACGUAAGGAAUCAAUUGAGAGACGAUCAUCCACUUCACAUAAGAGAAAAGAGCGAGAAGAAAGUGAGGAACUGUUGGAUAAGAGCGAGAAACAGGUUAGGGAUUGGGAUGGAGCGAAGAAAGAGAGGAGAGAAAAACGGCGGUUUGGAGAUAAGGUUGUUGAUGAUUCUAAGGUUCUGAAUGGAAUUGUUGAGGAUAAGCGUUGGGUGGAAGAAGAAACGAGAGAUGUGGCUGGAAGUGCUAGGGAGGAAAGAAGAGUAAGACGAAAGUUUGAGGAUCGACAAAUGGAAGAAGGUAUGAUGGAUGUGGAGGAAGAGAUAGAACCAGUUUUGGUUACAAACUUCGAGAACAAGGAAGGUGUAGGUGAGCGGGUGGAUAAUGCUCAGAGCACUGUCAGUUCAAAUGGAAGUGGUUCCAUAGCUAUUGGUGCUGCUCUGGAACCACUUAGUAUGGCAUCGAAGGUACUGCCUGAGACUUCUGCACCCAGUCAAUCCCCUCCUAUCAAGGUAUCUUCAAUUUCCACCACCAAUGAAAAUAAGGGAGUUAGUGUUACCAGAUCUCAUGAGGUUCCUGGAAAAUCCAGUACAGAUGGGACAACUUCAGCUGCUGGCAAGAGUGGAAGUCUGUCUCUUGAUGCUUUAGUGAAAGCUAAGAAAGCUUUACAGAUGCAAAAAGAAUUGGCAGAAAAGCUGAAAAAGAUUCCAUUGUUGAAUAAAGGAGCAAGCUCAGAUGGUAGCCUACAGCUUGGAUCAACAGACAAGGAGGAACCUAAAACUCAGCUACCAAGCACAGCAAGGCAGCAAGCUUCCAUCCCACCUGCUACUGCUACAGUGGCUUCCAUUUCACGGGCAGAUUCAAGCAUAACAAAUGUGCCUACUGCAGCUACGGCUUCUGUGAAGCCCCCCACCACUGGCAUGACUGCCCUUCCUGGGCUUACAACCAUACCUAACUAUGAAGCUGUAAAACGAGCACAAGAACUUGCUGCAAAGAUGGGAUUUCACCAGGACCCAGAAUUUGCUCCUCUCAUAAACAUGUUUCCAGGGAACGCAACAACAGACAUUGCUGUCCAGCAGAAGCCAUCCAAAGCCCCUGUUCUCCGUUUGGAUGCACUUGGUAGAGAAAUAGAUGAGCAUGGAAAUGUAAUCAAUAUGCCGAAACUGACAAAUCUCAGCACAUUAAAGGUCAACAUCAACAAACAGAAAAAGGAAGCUUUCCAGAUUCUUAAACCUGAGCUGGAUGUUGAUCCAGAUUUGAAUCCUCAUUUCGACCCUGGAAUGGGAAUCAAUAAAACCAAGCUGUUGAGACCCAAGAGGAUGUCUUUCCAGUUUGUAGAGGAAGGCAAAUGGGCAAAGCAGGCAGAAAUAAUUAGAUUCAAGAGUCAAUUUGGAGAAGCACAAGCUAAAGAGUUGAAGACAAAACAAGCACAGCUGGCAAAGGCAAAGGCAGAGCCUGAUAUCAAUCCGAAUUUGAUAGAGGUAUCGGAGAGAGUUGUCAAGAAGGAAAAACCGAAGGACCCAACUCCGGAAACUGAGUGGUGGGAUAUACCAAUUUUGCUUUCUGGAACCUAUGGCGACUUAAAUGAAGGUAGUAACAUCACUGGAGAUGAACUUAAAAUGGAUAAGAUUACAAUUUACAUCGAGCAUCCUCUUCCUAUUGAGCCCCCUGCAGAUCCUGCUCCACCACCUCCACAACCUCUGAAGCUUACCAAGAAGGAGCAGAAGAAAUUGCGCACACAACGGCGCUUAGCGAAGGAAAAAGAUAGGCAGGAAAUGAUAAGGCAAGGUCUGUUAGAACCCCCAAAGCCCAAGGUGAAGAUGAGCAAUCUCAUGAAAGUCCUUGGUUCAGAAGCAACACAAGAUCCCACCAGGCUUGAAAUGGAAAUACGGAGUGCGGCUGCUGAGCGUGAACAAGCCCAUGUUGACAGGAACAUUGCACGUAAGCUCACACCGGCAGAGCACCGUGGGAAGAAAGAGAGGAAGCUCUUUGAGGAUCCAAAUACGCUGGAGACCCUUGUGUCAGUGUAUCGGAUCAAUGACCUUUCACAUCCACAGACCCACUUUAAGGUUGACGUCAAUGCCCAGGAGAAUCGCCUGACGGGCUGUGCUGUCAUAUCAGAUGGCAUUAGUGUGGUGGUCGUGGAAGGUGGUAGUAAGCCCAUCAAGAGGUAUGGGAAGUUGAUGCUCAAGCGUAUUAAUUGGGCUGCCUCAGUGGGUAUUGACGAAGAUGGUGAAGAUGAAAGUGAGGACAAACCUGUUAACAAGUGUGAUUUAGUGUGGCAAGGCAGUGUUGCUAAGCCGAGCUUCAACAGGUUUCUUGUUCACCAGUGCAGGACUGAAGCUGCCGCAAGGAAAGUGUUUUCUGAUGCUGGGGUUGGUCACUAUUGGGAUCUGGCCCUUAACUAUACGGAUGACUAAGUAUAUAUGGUGAAAUGGAUGACUGGGUUUGGGAAUCAGAAAUCAGAUCAUGUUUCAGAUGGUAUGUGCUUAUUGAUAGCCCCCCUCCCACCUUGUUUCGUAGUGCUGGUGUGGUCUGCUCCUGUAUGGCAUAUUUUUGACACAGGAUAUUGCAUUGCUUAAUAAUAAAUUCAUCAUUCAC
Molecule: messenger RNA, 3183 nt
Organism: Telopea speciosissima
Lineage: Eukaryota; Viridiplantae; Streptophyta; Magnoliopsida; Proteales; Proteaceae
Product: protein RDM16-like
Exons: 6
Coding region: 132-3002 (956 amino acids)
Biological process (GO): mRNA splicing, via spliceosome
Cellular component (GO): U4/U6 x U5 tri-snRNP complex
Source: RefSeq, a predicted model, not a curated record